AUGACCAUGAGUUCGUUUUUGAUAAACUCCAACUACAUCGAGCCCAAAUUCCCUCCCUGCGAGGAGUACACGCAGCACAGCGGCAGCGCCGGCAGCUCCGCCAGCUACCACCCGCACCACCCGCACCCGCACGCCCCGCCGCCGCCGCCGCCGCCGCCGCCGCCGCCGCACCUGCACGCCGCGCACCCGGGCCCGGCGCUGCCCGAGUACUUCUCGCGGCCGCGCAGGGAACCGGGCUACCAGGCUCCCGCGGCGCCGCCGGGGCCGCCGGGGCCGCCUCCCGAGGCGCUCUACCCCGCGCAGGCACCCUCCUACCCCCAGGCGCCCUACAGCUACAGCAGCGCCGGCAGCGCCGCCCCGGGCCCCGAGCAGCCGCCCCCGGGCGCCUCGCCGCCGCCGCCGCCGCCCGCCAAGGGCCACCCCGGCCCGCCCCAGCCCCUGCUCCCAGGCCAUGCCCUGCAGCGCCGCUGCGAAGCGGCUCCCGCCGCCGGGGCCGGCACCGGGCCCGGCUGCCCGCUGCUGCCCGACAAGAGCCUGCCCGGGCUGAAGGGGAAGGAGCCGGUGGUCUACCCCUGGAUGAAGAAGAUCCAUGUGAGCACGGUCAACCCCAAUUACAACGGAGGGGAGCCCAAGAGGUCUCGCACUGCCUACACCAGACAGCAGGUCCUGGAGCUGGAGAAGGAGUUCCACUUCAACCGCUACCUGACCAGGAGGCGACGCAUCGAGAUCGCGCACACCCUCUGCCUCUCCGAGCGCCAGGUCAAGAUCUGGUUCCAGAACAGGCGCAUGAAGUGGAAGAAAGACCAUAAACUGCCUAACACAAAGAUGCGCUCCUCAAACCAGUCCACACUGAGCCAGCAGUCCAAAGCACAGACACAGGGCCACCCCCAUCCGCUCGAUGGGGCUACACCCAAUGCAGCCGCGCUAUAA
This is a messenger RNA of Gavia stellata (red-throated loon), 930 nucleotides long. RefSeq names its product homeobox A4 (gene HOXA4). The coding region runs from base 1 to 930 and encodes 309 amino acids. Gene Ontology annotation, molecular function: DNA-binding transcription factor activity, RNA polymerase II-specific; RNA polymerase II cis-regulatory region sequence-specific DNA binding. NCBI's taxonomy places the organism in Eukaryota, Metazoa, Chordata, Aves, Gaviiformes, Gaviidae. The record is from RefSeq and is a predicted model, not a curated record. The transcript has 2 exons. Gene Ontology annotation, biological process: embryonic skeletal system morphogenesis; regulation of transcription by RNA polymerase II; anterior/posterior pattern specification. Gene Ontology annotation, cellular component: nucleus.